AGUAAACCAACUGCCCUGUUUGUACCGUGAGGCGGAAGUGUUUAUAAAUCUAUAAGGCGAUCUGUAAACAAUCAUCUUUUAAUUUUUACGUAAAAGUAGUUUUUGUAUUGUGUUUUUGUGUAAAAGUCACCAUGUCUGGUUUAAUCCAUCCUACUGAGAGGAUUUAUAGCCUUAUUCCCAGAGAGGAGGCCAGAAGGGAAAAAGCUCCAAGAUACACGUCGAGGUUCAGGGAGCAGGUGAAGCAGGAGAAACAGCAGAACAAAGCCUCCAACAAGACCAUGGGUCCAGCUCAAGUGGAGAUACCUUCUCCAGAGAAAUACCUGCAGAAACACUCCAAAGAGCCCAAAAUUCCUGAGAAGAAAACGUUCUCAUACAGAGACGUCCAGCCCAGGAAGCCACCGGUCCCCGCCAAAACCGAGCGGCCGGUCCCGGGCGUCCACAGCAAGAGAGACUUUGUAAGAAGUAACGCGAUGGAGAACAUCAUGGCAGUUCCUCGAAAACCUCAGCCUGCGCACACACACACCAAACAUGGAGACACGGAGCUGCUGGAGAACUCAGGCCUCGUCCCCAAGUACAUCAGGAAAGAGGAUUACGGACAGAUCCCGCAGUACCUGACUCAGAGACAGGAGGAAGUGAGGCAAGCGCAGGAGGAAUACGAUCGCUACAUCAAGGAGAGGAUGAAGGAGGGAGCCAUGAAGCAGCUCUCUGAUGAGGAACGGCAGGAAAUACUCGAUGGGCUGAAGAAGAACUGGGAUGAGCUUCAUCACCAGUACCAGGGUCUGUCUGUGAUCACGGACACAAUGCCUAAAAAACACAGGAAGGAGAGACUAGAGUCAGAGAUGAAGCAGCUGGAGAAAGACAUUGCGCUGAUGGAGAGAUACAAAACCAUCUACAUCGCAAAAAACUGAUCUCAUGACAUUACCUGGUCACACCUGGACACACCUGGACACACCUGGACACACCUGGUCAUCUGCAGGACUGUGAAUAUGCUGUGUUUGCAAAAAGCAGAAAAAUAAAGAUUUAACUGAUUUUCUCAUCUGCUCUCAUAUGAAGUCUCUGUGACGAUUCUGCAGAACACACACACACACACACAGACACUGGAGACUCUUUACACACACACACACACCUCAUUGUGUAAACGUUGCGAUGAUGUCAUCCUGAAGUGCUUUAUUCCUCUUACUCCACA
This is a messenger RNA of Hemibagrus wyckioides, 1186 nucleotides long. It is a transcript of the gene enkur, whose product is annotated as enkurin, TRPC channel interacting protein. Gene Ontology annotation, molecular function: calmodulin binding. The record is from RefSeq and is a predicted model, not a curated record. The coding region runs from base 132 to 908 and encodes 258 amino acids. The transcript is spliced from 5 exons. Gene Ontology annotation, cellular component: acrosomal vesicle. Lineage: Eukaryota; Metazoa; Chordata; Actinopteri; Siluriformes; Bagridae.